GCUUGGAAAUCAUCACAGCCCAACCUGCCGUGCUCCCUCCUCCUUCCUUAAGCCUUGGACCGACUACAUCCCGUUGCUCGAGUCCCGCCAACCAAAGUGCAAGUGGUUCGGACGGGAGCCUGGAGCUUGCUGCUGGAUGACACGAGUUCCUUACACCUGUCCACGUCCCCGCACAGUGAAAGGAAGAACGUAGCAGCUGGUGUGGAGCUGGUGGUCUUCUUCUCAGAUCAGUGUUGAUGGGGCUCUCCUCCCAGGCUGCCGGCUUCAUCACACCAAUGUGCAUCACUCCUGUUGUUUGAAAGAGACACUUACACAGCAGCUGGAACCCAGGAGACAGGAAGGUGAUCCAGUGGAAGAACAGCUUCCUUCCUGUCCAGCUGUAACAGCCACACCUGCACAGCAGCCAGCUACAUUCAGCAGUUUUCCAUGUCGAAGUCGGCCCAGAUGCCGCUGUCCAACAUCACGGUGCCAAAGCCCUCCAUCUCCAGGGUGCCCAGCAGCAUGGAGGGCAUCAACCAUGAGCUGGAGAAAGUCUUCAUCAAAGACAACGGAGAGAAGGACGAGCUCAAGUCUCUGGAGGUUCCGGAUGGGCGUCGGGCACCCUUCCCUCCCCAGCAGCGGAGCAGCAGUUCUCGCAGUGUGGACACCCAGACUCCUUCAGCCCCUGGGCGGUCCAGCAGCUGCUCCAGCCUCUCUCCUUGUCCCUCACCAGCCUGUCCUCCAGGGUCACAUGAUGGCAGUCCUUACUCCACAGAGGAUCUGCUGUAUGACCGGGAUAAAGACAGUGGCAGCAGCUCUCCGCUCCCAAAGUUCGCCUCCUCACCCAAACCAAACAACAGCUACAUGUUCAAGCGCGAGCCUCCGGAAGGCUGUGAGAAGAUCAAAGCAUUCGAGGAGAUGAGCUCCCGGCAGGCGGCGGCGGCAGCAGCCCCCCUCUUCUCCUGCCCCGACAAAAACAAGGUCAACUUCAUCCCAACGGGCUCGGCGUUCUGCCCCGUCAAGCUGCCCGGCUCCCUGCAGCUGGCCCCCGCCUCGGGCCCCGAGGAGGACGACAGCAAUGCCGGGGCUGGCCAGGGUGCCGCCUCGCUCUACGGGACCCCCACUCAGGUUUCCACCAGCACCAGCACAGACGACCCCCCGGAGGAGCCAGGGUCCCCGUCAGAGACUGCUGACUCCCAGACAGACAGCUAGAGCUGGGCGGGGCCGCCAUCACCACCACUGACUGUCCCACCGGGAGGGCCUCGUCUCUCUGUGCUGACCCCCUCCACCCCCAUCCUAUCACUGCAUGACGUACAAUGUCCCUUCAUUUCCACCCAGACAGACGCUCGGAGCCGUGUGCAGGGAGCCGCCGGGGGAGGGGCCCUGUCCAGGGGUCCCCAGGAACACUCCAGCACCAUGGAGGGGGGGGAGGGGCAUGCAUUUUAAACUGGUAGUAGAUUUCUGAUUAAAUUAUGUGUUGUGUUCUGUUUCAACAUUCACAGUAUGAAUAAGCUGUAAACGUAUCCACAGAUAUAUCCAGACACACAUAGCUCUAUGAAAGACAGGAACAGCUCGGUGAAACCUCUGGACUGGUUUACUGUGACGGAACGAACCGGAACAAUCCGCUGCACUUCAGGAUUCUGUUUACACUAUCAGCUCACAGGAAGCCCUGACUCCAACAGAACACAAUUAGAGCCUAGACCACAGAAAACUGUUACCAUGGCCACAGCCACUGCACAGUGUGUGCAUCUGGUCGUGGUUUCAGGUGUUUCACAAUCAGAUUCUAUACUCAGGUAAAUUGGAAUGUGUGUCCAUACAAAGUAUCUGCAGCUCCACAAAGCAGAUCGAUUCCCUGUCAUGUCAUUCCUAGUUUCUCUCCAUUCCCAGACGGAUCGCUCCGUGGGCCUCAGGGCCCGCUUAGGGGCCAGACUGGUUCCCAGCCCGCAGCUGGAGCACUGUAGGGACCACACACACUGUGUGCAGAGGUGUAUGUGAGGAUGAAAGCGUUUCCACCAGGAUUUGGAAAAUGCAGCAGGGGUUGAUUCUGUGUCUCAGAGCAGAGCGGAUCCCCCUGCUGACGGUGGGCCGUCACAUCAAACCCAGACAGUUGGUCCUGCAGGAAUGCAGACUGGAUGUGUAAAUAUUCAAACAUUUAUUCUGAAACAUAGCUUUGUAUUAGCUUCAUAACCUUUUGAGGUUGAUGAGAAUAUGUUAAAGUUGGAUAAAUGAGGAAUUCCCACUUGUAUGUAUGGAAAGACUUUUUGUCCAUCUAAUCCAAGAUAAAGUUUAUUUAGAUUCCACAAAAUGGCCUCUGUGUCUUAAGCAGUCAAGCAGCCAUGGGCGUGACAGAGAUCAGAAUCAGAGAAGUUUCAGUUACUCAGCAGGUCAGAGAGAAAAAUCUGAUUUAAAAAAACCUCCUGCUAAAAAGACCUCCUGCUAUUUUCAAUCUACAUUCCAGACCUUUGAUGAUCAUUUUAAAGUUAGAAACAGAUAAAGUUCAGGGAGCUGAGCUGUGAGUUAUCAGAGAGAAGCUUGUAUUUCCUCUGGAUUUUUAAAUAAGAAAACUGCAACACGUUUUUUUUUCUCUUUCCUUAAGAUAAAAAAAUAUUAAGAAUUGUCCAGAAAGAGUCUGACUAGUGCAUUUCUCUUACUAUAAAUAAAGGCAUUAAAUAAAAAUUUACACAGAACUUUAAUUCCAUGCAAAAUUUCCUCUAAAGAAAAAAACCCCCAAAGCGGAUCAUGUUUGUGCUACACAGUGAGAAAAUGGUUGAUUUUCCUGGCAGAAAUUAUUCCCUUUUAUCUAUCCGUCAUUGUUUCAGACAACACAAACAAUGAAGAUGUUUGUUUAUAGCAUGUUAUGGAAGUCCAACAUAUCACAGCAGUUACAGACUGCCUGCUCAUUUCUUUCUUUCUGUUUUCAGACUGUCGGACUAAAAGGUCAGUCAGACAGGAUCUGUGUUAAAAUCCUUUUUAAGCAAAUAGUUCAGUUAAGAUCUGAGUGACUGCUGGCCUUAGGGAACUGAUCCCAAACCAUUUUUUUUACCGCUAAGAUAAACUGUAGGCAUAAUAAAUAAAUGUUUGUACUGAGCAUACCUCCAGUCUUCAUUCUAUUUCCAGAACAAACCUGAUCCAUGAGUGAAAUUCCUGAGAUUUGACCAUCCCAAACACAGAUGAUUCAUUCCUGAAGUUCCAUCGCUGUGAGAGCGGUAACAUGGAGAUGUGAGAUGAUUGGCUGCAGAUGCAACAGCGCCUUCAUCAGAUUAAAGGAACCCGCUGGCCUGCCUCCCUCUCACCGUCCAUCUGUUACCGCAGUGACGCUGCUGCCAAGCAACCAAACCCUGUCAGCAUCUUAUUUAUUCUGUACAAGAGUGAAUCAUAACCUGCAUUUAUUUUACUAUCUGGUAUGCUUGUUGACUUCCUGCAUUGACGUUCCAUUCCUAUUUUGUAUAUAUGUGGCUUUCGAAGAGGCUCAAUGCAAUGUUGUGGUUUCUAAGGACAUUUCAGCACCUUACCAAGAGCUUUAGCUUUCCCAGUAUCUCACAUAUGCUUGACAUGGGUAAACAAGUGUGUGCAAUAAUUUGAGAAAAAAACAAACAGAGGUGUUGUCAUCCAGGAUGUUGCCCGUUCUUUGACAUGUUACAUUGCUUUGGUGUUGAGUUCGGAGGCUGGAUCAGCAAGUAGCUUGUUGCUAAAGCCAUCUCCUCCAAGACCAGCACUGCGAGUGACCAGAGCACAUCACCGGCAGGCAGGGGUGUUCCUCAACUCACUACAUGAUACUUCCUUGUGUAACCUGCAGUGUCAAAGUUCAUGCACAAUGGCAAUAAAAUCUUGGUUGUUUUGCCCAA
Messenger RNA from Gambusia affinis (western mosquitofish), 3824 nucleotides. RefSeq names its product glucocorticoid induced 1a (gene glcci1a). Gene Ontology annotation, cellular component: cytoplasm. Bases 427 to 1191 code for a protein of 254 amino acids. The transcript has 7 exons. Gene Ontology annotation, biological process: podocyte development. Lineage: Eukaryota; Metazoa; Chordata; Actinopteri; Cyprinodontiformes; Poeciliidae. The record is from RefSeq and is a predicted model, not a curated record.